Molecule: messenger RNA, 614 nt
Organism: Prorocentrum cordatum
Lineage: Eukaryota; Dinophyceae; Prorocentrales; Prorocentraceae
Source: the annotation of a GenBank genome assembly
CGGCCAGAGACAGAACCUCGCGGGAUGCACAUUUGGCGGCGUCGAGGGGCUGAGCACCAUCGAGGUGACGGGCGACCAGCUGUCGGCGCGGCGUCGAGCUCAGGCGCUGGUCGACCCCGGGGCAGGGAACGACCUGGAGGGCAUCGAGACGCUCAACCAGCAGUCCCAGGCACUGGCUAGGCAGGAGGCGCGCCUCGAGUUGAUUCCGAAGAAUCUCCAGCGCCCUCAAGCAGCUCGCGGAGUCGGCGGCCCUGCCAGGGUGGUCUGCAGUAUCCUUUUUCCUUUCUGCAUGGCCGGCGUUCUUGGCAUAGUCGAGACCACCGUUCUCAAAGAUGACGUUCCGCAUAUCCUCGGCGUGAAUUUGCUGGAUUUUCUCGCAUUGGUCAUCGAUUUGCCUAUGAAUCAAGCGUUUUUUGCUGACGCUGGAGACAGGAGUUGCCUUCUCGCGGCUGGUCUCGGGCCACCGCGUGGCGACGAUCGUUCAGGAGCUGGGCGCCGCACUGCCCGACUCAGCCCGGCGCCGCAAUCCUUUUCCUGGCGACGAGGCCAUCAAGUUUCGCACCGGCAUCGUUUUGCGGUCGAGUUUCGCGCCCGUCAAGCUUCUGAAAGACCUC